This is a messenger RNA of Neoarius graeffei (lesser salmon catfish), 3389 nucleotides long. It is a transcript of the gene inhbb, whose product is annotated as inhibin subunit beta B. NCBI's taxonomy places the organism in Eukaryota, Metazoa, Chordata, Actinopteri, Siluriformes, Ariidae. The coding region runs from base 788 to 1939 and encodes 383 amino acids. The transcript has 2 exons. Gene Ontology annotation, biological process: SMAD protein signal transduction; BMP signaling pathway. The record is from RefSeq and is a predicted model, not a curated record. Gene Ontology annotation, molecular function: growth factor activity; cytokine activity. Gene Ontology annotation, cellular component: extracellular region.
AAUAAUUUAGUAUAUGACCUUGGCUGGCCACCAGAGCUGUUCCUCAGGCUUUCGCCUCCACACACCUCAACCUCUCAGUAAUCUGCUCUCAGCCCACGUGGUUUCAACUAUAAAACAAAGUUUCCGCGCGAGGCGGCUUUAGUCGCUUGAUUGCACGGGGGAAAGCGCGACACCGUUUCCGUCACGCGCGCAGCCUGUGCACGGGCCAGAACGUCGGGACUUUCUGUUCUUUUAUAAUUCUAAGCCGUGACCUGGAUGGAAAGAAGGUGCGAUCCAAAAGCGGACAAUGUUUCAGCUCUUUGGACUUUUAGUGACUAAUUAGUGCGCUCGGAUUCUGACUGCACUAUUUUGUUUUGUUUUGUUUUGGGAUGAACUGCCUCAUGCCGUCAUUAGGAGGAGGAGGAGGAGGAGAUGUCAAACAGAAGGAUGAAAUGUGGCUUGUACGCUGUAUGUGCACUGAUCUGAUCUAGCCUGAGCCUGAGUUCGGAUGCUCGAAGUCAAGCCCAUCUCUUCUGACCCGAGUCGCUCUAUCCUUGACCAAAACCAUGACGCACGAAUCUUUCAUUAAGAUAACUAAUGGAAGUCUGGAUUGUUCCUAAUUCAGCUCAUUCUUGAGCUCAAGAUAUUAACUUUUCAGUUAUUUUUAUGAACACAUUGUUUAAAUGUGGCAGCACAGCAUCGAUUUACCUGGAACGACGGAUCUGUGAAUGCAAAGUAAAAACUAAAUUACGCAAGGCACCCGGUCUGUCCGAUUGAAGUUGACGCCAGUUGCCGCGGCGGAGAGAAGAUGAAGGUGAUCGUGCCGGUGAUGUGUAGUUUAAUGGCUUGCGUGCUGUCAGUGCGGAGCGCCGGAAGCGAUACGCACGCGCUGCCCCGGGACUCUUGCGCGUCAUGCGGCCUCAGCCGUCCGGAUGUUCCAGACGCGAUGGACACGGACUUCCUGGAGGCGGUAAAGAGGCACAUCCUGAGCAGGCUGCAGAUGAGGCAGAGACCAAACAUCACGCACCCGAUCCCCAAGGCGGCCAUGGUCACGGCACUGAGGAAGCUCCAUGCUGGGAAAGUGAGGGAGGACGGGAGGUUCGAGAUUCCCAGUUUAGAUGGCCAAGCCGCUUACAGUAACGAUGCGCAAAAGGAAACAUCAGAAAUCAUCAGCUUUGCCGAGUCAGAUGACCUGACUUCAGUGAAGUCCAGCCUCUAUUUUGUGAUCUCCAAUGAGGGUAAUCAGAACCUGUAUGUGCUGCAAGCCAAUCUAUGGCUAUACUUCAAACUUCUGCCUGGAGGCUUGGAGAAAGGUGUGCGUCGGAAGGUAACAGCGAGGGUGCACUACCAGGACUCUGGUGGUCAGGAAAAAUGGGUUGAGAAGCGAUUGGAGCUGAAGCGCAGUGGGUGGCACACAUUCCCACUGUCAGAAGCAGUCAGAACGGCGUUAGAGAAAGGUAGCCGACGGCAGGACUUGGAUGUGCACUGUGAAGGCUGUGAGGUCGCCAGUGUGGCACCUGUGCUGGUGGACAUAGGUGAUCCCUCUCACCGACCUUUCCUGGUGGUGCGGGCACGCCAGGGAGAGGGAAAACAUCGUAUCCACAAGCGUGGCCUGGAGUGCGAUGGAAAUCAUGGUGGUCUGUGCUGCAGGCAGCAGUUCUACAUUGACUUUAGGCUCAUAGGCUGGAAUGACUGGAUCAUCGCACCUGCUGGCUACUUUGGCAACUAUUGCGAGGGCAGCUGCCCUGCGUAUAUGGCAGGCGUGCCAGGCUCAGCCUCCUCGUUCCAUACAGCUGUGGUCAAUCAGUACCGUAUGCGAGGCAUAAGCCCAGGCUCAGUGAACUCCUGUUGCAUCCCUACAAAGCUCAGCACCAUGUCCAUGCUCUACUUUGAUGAUGAGUACAAUAUUGUCAAACGGGAUGUUCCUAACAUGAUUGUGGAGGAAUGUGGUUGUGCCUGAGGCUGAUCAGGGAAUUGUAGUCUUUGAAUGUAGUCAAAGGACAUUACAACAGCAGUGGCAUAUUUAUGGGCCUGUACCACAGGGAUCUACGUUAUUAUAUGUACACUCAAAAUGCAGCAUCACACACUAGUGUAUGUGCAUGGAGCAGUGGUUCAUCAGAUAUAAAACAGGAGUAAUUCUGUUACAAUCUACAAACAUAAAGGCAUUGAAAUGAGAAGGGAAUGGUAAUCACCAAAUGUUUUGGCUUUUUUUUUUUUCGAAUUAAAAAUAUGAUGUUGCAACUUUUUCUCCAACAGAACAGAAAGGGACAUUUACCUGUGACCAGCUGGUAUUGCCCACUGCUUUGAGUAAUUACCAACAACCCUUCCAAGACUAGUGAAAGCACUGACGUUACAACUCCUUUACACUUCAGAACAUCAGCACUUCAAAGACAGUGACAAAUCAUUCCAUAGAAGUGGAGUUUUCAAUAACUAUAUAUGACACCUUGUAUGGUCCUCAAAGCAUUCCCAUUACCAUGGCUGAAAUUUUCUGUGGCAUUCUAUAUCAAAUGGAAGGCUAAAUGAAACUGCUCGUGGCCUCUUGGACAACACUGUAACAAAGCGGCUUUCCCUCACCCUGCGCAUGCAUAGUCCAUGUGGUAGACCGCUAAACCAAGACAUGAGGUCCAACAGGUGAAGUGUGAUGUUAUAGCUCUUUGGCUGUGAACUUCAAUGGCUCAUAAAUGCUGUCAGCACCAUGUGCUCUGUGGAGGCAUUAUUACUGACCAGCUGGCAGUACAGCACUUGCAAAAAUGCUCUAAAUGCACAAUCUAAAGCACUUGCCUAUUGAAAUGCCUUCAAAAGGAUUGUCAAGAGGUACACCUACACCAAUCCUCACUCAGUCCUACUCAUAUAAAGUGCCGCAUAACCUAUGCAAUGUAUAGUAAUCCUGGUCCAGACCAAGAUUUCUCUUCUGCUAUUCUUUAACUCGUUAUCAAAUACUUGAAAUGUGAUAUUUCGCUUUCUUUCAAAAGCGGAUGAUUGUUCAUAUAUUUGCACUGAAAAGUUGCAGAAAUAACUUAAAGACAAAACAACAAUAACACAAUGCUUUGGAAAAAAUAUUUUUAUAAUAGUCAACUGAAUUUUUUUGAAAAUUUGUUUGUACCGUAUAAUGGAACCAAAGAGGCCAAUCUUUUAGUUAUUAUAAUAUGGUGGCAAGGCUAUUAAAAUAUUUGUACAAUAUUUGUUUUUACUUUUUGAGAAGCCUAAUCACUAUAUCAGGGUACAUCACCACAGAUUCCAUUUCAGAUCACGAUGCAUUUUUUUUUAUUUUGUACAGCAAACAUUUCAUAUUUAAUUCUCUCAUUUUCUAUGUAGUGAAACUUAUUUUUAGUUGUUGGUAUAAAGUCAACCAGUAAACACAAUUUCUGUACAGUUUAUGUAAAAAAUAAAAUAAGCUUUCAUAAAUAUUU